Cantharellus anzutake is the source of this 1438-nucleotide messenger RNA. RefSeq lists its product as uncharacterized. The record is from RefSeq and is a predicted model, not a curated record. The transcript is spliced from 3 exons. Bases 166 to 1203 code for a protein of 345 amino acids. Lineage: Eukaryota; Fungi; Basidiomycota; Agaricomycetes; Cantharellales; Hydnaceae.
CGAAUAUAUCACAAAAUUCAGGCCUGCGCCAAGGGCGAUGGGCUAAUGGAGCCCGACGUCACUAGGGAGCGCGAAAUACACAUCGUUGGGAACCCAUCAGAGUGAGAAGACCCUGCGACUACAAGUAUGCCAUGCUAAUUGCCUCUUAUCGGCAGCGAGGGCGAGAUGCAAGAUUUCAACCUGAGAAUCGAAAAUCACCUGGACGACAUUGGGCCCUAUGCCAUCACGAUGGCAUCCCAACAUUUGACCGUUGGGGGUCUCAUGCAAUUCGACGUCCUCUUGGCCGGUCCGCCUACUCCACUUCUCAUUCGCUCCUUGUCUGCGUUCAUUAUUGCAAAGUACCAUUUAUCAUCCAUUCAGAAUCCAAAGAAAACACCACAGACCGUGGAGCAUAAGAGACGCAUCUUCCUUGUCGAUUACUCCAACCCCCCUGAUCGUCAUGCAAUACACGAUGCUGAAGGGAACAAACGGAUUCUACACAGUCAUGAUGGCCUGAACCAGACGCAUAGUAACGCACCAUCUACAUCAUCACCAGUCACGCCCCAAGGACCUUCCUCGGUACCUUCAGUCCCACCACGCACUCCUGUGCCUCGACGACGUUUUUCGGAACGCGACACCUCAGUGCCUUCCCACUGUGUGCGUCAUGAUCAGCGAAGGUCGACGAUACCUCCCGUCGCCGUAACAAAGCUGUCCCCACUUCACGCUUUACCAUCCGCAACGUCGUAUCACAUUUCACACCUGGCCCGACUGCCUAGUGAUGAAUUCAUACGACCUUCAACGCUAAAAGGAACGAACACACCCAUCGAGAUAUCUCAUGACAUUGUUCUUGAGUUGAAGUUUGAGCAUCCAGAAAGUGAAAACGACGUUAAAGUACUAAAGGUCUCAAAAUCCCUGACGAUAUCUUCGUGUUGUUGCAUGAUUGAAUCUUUGCUUGUCCCAACAUACUCGGAAACAGACUCGAUCCCAUCCACUCCACUACCUGCUUCCCCUGUUGAUGCUUCUCCCACUAUGUCUCUAAGGUCUUUUGCCCCUCGAUGGCAGGACAACUGUGUUUGCGAACGGCCCACCGAUUGGCUCAUUGCAACGCAGAAGUUGCUUGGAGGUGGGAAGACGGAAGAAUGGGAAGUGAGGGGCAUGGGCGGCUGCCCCAAUGCAAGAGAAAAAGCGGAAUAUCAGCAGGUAACUGAACAUAAUGACGUGUAGCAUUCACCAGACCGCUUCAGCUGCCUCUCCAUGUUUGAGGUACCAAACGAUCCCUUUGAAUUAUUGGGCAACAUCGAUUUUGCGGCAAUGUUUCCAUCAGGUACUAUAAUUCAAGAGCACAUUGUUUGCUUGAGAAUUGAUCACCUUCGACAAUAAUAUGGAUGAUACGCUUCGGCGCAUGUGAACUCAGCCUCUUAAUUCAUCCCUUCAGUUUGAUUGCCAAACCGAUUGCUCA